GGGAUUGAGGAGCAGAGAGACGCAGUUCGCCACCAGCCUGAUCCUCACUCAGAGUGUCAGCAAACAAAAACCCACCGCAGGAAUGGAGUCCUCGAACACGCCUGUCCCGGAUGCGGUCCAGCCGCUUAUGGAGCAGCUCCAGGAGGCUCUGGUGCUCGAGGCCAAGUACCAACCGAAUCUACAGCUACCUUCCAAACCCAACACCAAGGGGCUCCACUCGAUCAACGACAACGAGGAGGUGAGCAUCGAGCACCGGGACGCCUCGGCUUACGUACUUAGGUGCCUGAAGGUAUGGUUCGAGCUGCCCUCGGACGUCUUGUUGAACGCCAUAAACCUGAUGGACCGUUUCCUCACGAAAAUGAAAGCGCGCAAGAAGCACAUGGCCUGCAUAAGCGUCUCGGCCUUUCACAUAGCCGCCGUCGAAAUGGCCCACAAGCAGCUCGACGUCGACUUCCUCGUCGCCAUAUCCCAGUGCAAGUGCACCAGCGGGGAUCUCAAGCGCAUGUCCGAGGUCAUACGGAACAAACUCGAGUGGAACCCGGGCAGCCAGCCGGUCACCGCCCUCACCUUCCUCCGCGUUUACUACCUCAUGUUGCACGCCGUCGCCAAGCAACUAGGCCUCGGCGACCUCUACGCCGAACUCGUCCAGGAGUCAGAGUUGCUCGUGUACAUGGAAAACGUCGCCUGUGACGGCAACUGCGCGAGCAUGAGGCAGUCCGAGGUGGCUCUGGUGCUGAUGUUCAUGUUCAUCAACGACGUGGUGAACAACUCGCUCGAGGGAAAAUCCAAGAGACGGGCCGAGGCGAGGAGCGACGAUGUAAAUAACGUUGUCGAGCUUCUGCGGGAGAGAGCGCCCGAGUUGCUCAAGCUCAACGCCUUCGCGGACGAUUUCAAGAAAUUGUGCAAGAUCUCCGAUGCAAACUUUGUUGCGACGCACGAAUCUGUGAGUGCAAUCCUGAGAAAGUACAACGGCCAACAGCACACGCCGUACAAGCAAAGGCUCAUUUGGAAAUUGUCGUCCCGAACGGCGCGUUUGCUGCGGCCGACCGACAAACUCACCUCCGUUUUGCCCUCGAUCGCUGAGAAUCCGUCACCCAAAAAGAUAAACAAGAGGAACCGGAAAUUUGCGCGUCUACAGAGUUUCCAGGGUUUCCAAGGCCUGCAAAACAUUCCAGGCCUUGAGAAUUUCCAAAGCCGACAGAUGCACAAGCGGCGCUAGGUGUAGAGGAGCAUUUUCGUCGAAGAAAGGACACAGUAGUCCAGUGGCAUUCAAGUUUUUUGUAUCUGUAAAACUCAUCAGCCGUUCAAUUACAAAGUUCAUCCUAUUUUUUUACAAUAAGCAGUACUUGAUACGGCAAAAGUACAGUUUUGUUUGGUAAUCGUCCUUGCUGGACAGGUAGUUGUAAUUUGAGCUGUGAAUGCGAUAAAGUAUCAUUAAUUUGACAAACUUUUGAGAGGAAAUGAAUCGUAAAAAAAAGAAUGAGAUAAUAAAUUAGAAACAAUGGAGAUGAAUGUGAUAAGAUGUUACAGUGGUUUAAAGAAAUAGUACUCUCGUCCACUGUUGAAGUAUUUAGGUAUAUUUUAUCUUAAAUAUAUAUGUAUGAAAAUAUGUCUACCAAAUAC
Molecule: messenger RNA, 1623 nt
Organism: Copidosoma floridanum
Lineage: Eukaryota; Metazoa; Arthropoda; Insecta; Hymenoptera; Encyrtidae
Gene: CycG
Product: cyclin G
Source: RefSeq, a predicted model, not a curated record